Molecule: messenger RNA, 995 nt
Organism: Pungitius pungitius (ninespine stickleback)
Lineage: Eukaryota; Metazoa; Chordata; Actinopteri; Perciformes; Gasterosteidae
Product: galectin-2-like
Exons: 5
Coding region: 179-685 (168 amino acids)
Molecular function (GO): carbohydrate binding
Source: RefSeq, a predicted model, not a curated record
AACAACAACCUUUAAGUUAAAUACGGUGUGACUCUACAGUUACGUUUGAUGAGACCAGUGCAGAAACAACAAGACUGUUUAAUGUUAAUUCGCUCCCUCAGAACAGGUGAUUUAAAGUGACCUCAUUUCGGUGGGAAAUCCAACUCUGGUAUCAGAUAUGAUCCUAUACUAAAGGCAGAUGGUCCCGGUCUGGUUGAUGGAGCGGAGCCGAAGACGACUGCUUGUGUGCCGAGAACAUCCUCUUACCUCCAUUUGUCCACCGACGACAGCCCCCAAAAUCAGCAUGCAACUUGAGUUGAAGAAUGUGAAUAUAAGAGCUGGAGAUCAGCUGAAAGUGAAGGGUGUAAUUCUGCAUGAUGCUGAGAGAUUCGAGAUUGAUCUCGGCUGUGGUGCAGAGGACCUGGCCCUGCACUUCAACCCUCGUUUCCAUGACAACACAGACGGAGCCGUCCUUGUUUGCAACUCAAAGGCCGAUGGUUGUUGGGGCAGUGAGAAACGUGAAAUACACAACUCCCUACACAGGGGCAAAGACGUUAGGAUGGUGUUGAAGCUGACUGGAGACAUGUUUGAAGUGGACCUUCCUGAUGGACAUGAAGUACAGUUUCCCAACCGUGGCGGCAUGGACAUCAUCAGCUACAUCAAAAUUGCUGGGGACUUCAAACUGACUUCUUUAAAGAUCUGCUAAGAGACACAAUUGUUACUCAUAAUGACAUGUUUAUCGCUUGUAUGAACAAGUUGUAUGAAAUAUGAAUCACUAUCACAAGUAGAUUUUCAGUGAAUCGAAAAAGUUCCUUUUAAGUGUCCUGUUGUGCACAACAAUAUUAAAUGUUAAAAUUCAAAUUCAAAAACCAAUCUUCAUGGUCUUUAAAUGGAUUGAGACUUGCUCCACUUUACAUCCAGUAUCAGUGUGGUCGAGUGAGAGUAGCAAUCCAACAGAGACAACAAAUGUACUGUAACCAGUAACCAGUAACAGCCCGCUGAGAUGACUUGUGUCA